AGUAAUCCUCUUUUGAAUAAAGUUAUAGUAAUUCAACUGAUUUGUAAUCAAUGUCAAGUAGAAGAAGGGCUUAUCCGCAGCCUCAAUAUGCUCUUGAUGCAUCAGCACCACCAUCAGCGCUAACUUCCCCUUUACAAGGCAAUCCAUAUCAAUUUCAACAACAGCCACCUGUAACUGGGCUAGGAAUUCCACAACAAGGAAGUUUUGAUCACACAACUCAAGAAUUUCAAAACAUUCGUAUUUCUCGUUCAAAUAGUAAUACUAAUAGCCCUUAUGUGGCAUCAUCUAAUCAAUUUGCACCAUUUCAGCAACAGGAUGGACCCAACAGUCCUCAAACAACACAGUUUUCAUUUCAAAAUCAACCAUUUCAACAACAAAAUACUGCUUCUAGUAAUUUAUAUACCCAAUCCAAUGGUCUUUCAAUACCUUUGAAUCAAUUAUAUACUACAGAUUUAUCUAGAGAAUUACCACCUCCAAUUUCUGAUUUAGCUCUAACUCCACCUCCUAUAGUUCUACCACCUAAUAUUGCCAUAAAUCCAAAUUCAGAAAGUUCAAAUGCUUCCCCAGAUUACUUUAGAUCAACAUUAAAUGUUAUUCCGAACAGUUCAUCUUUACUUAAAAAAUCUAAAUUACCUUUGGCUUUGAUCCUUAAGCCAUAUCGGGCCUUAACCAUUCAAGAUGAAGAUAUUCCAGUCACAUCGGAUACAUAUAUUAGUAGAUGCCGUCGUUGUAAAGGGUAUAUAAACCCAUUUGUAAGUUUUGUUGAAAAUGGAAGAAGGUGGAGAUGUAACUUUUGUAACUUGUUGAAUGAUAUUCCUUCAAACUUUGAAUAUGAUGAAAUCAGUGGACAAGUUAAGAACAAAUUUGAUAGAGUUGAAUUGAACCAUGCUGUAGUUGAAUUCCUUGCUCCUAAAGAAUAUAUGGUAAGGACACCUCCUCCCAUUGUUUAUACCUUUAUUAUUGACGUGUCUGUUAGUGCAGUACAAAGUGGAUUAACUGGAACUAUUACUAGAACCAUUUUAGAAAGUUUAGAUAGAAUCCCAAAUACUAAUAAAACUGCCAAAGUUGCAUUUAUUGGGGUUGAUUCUAGUUUACAUUAUUUUAGAUUCAAUGAAGGAUUAGAUGGAGUUGAAUCAUUGAUCGUUUCUGAUAUUGAAGAACCAUUCCUACCUGCACCUGAGGGUCUUUUAAUCAACUUGGAUGAAAGUAGACCAGCCAUUGAAAGGUUUUUGCUUGAUUUUCCAACUUAUUUUGAAGAUACCUCAGUGCAAGGAUUUGCCUUGGGUCCAGCUCUAAAGGCAGGCCACAAAUUAAUAAGUAAUAUUGGAGGUAAAUUAAUAUGCUUUACAGCGUCAUUACCAUCUAUCGGUGAAGGUAAAUUGUCUGUCAGAGAUGAAGCCAGUGUAUCUGGAAAACCAAAGGAAGCCAAAAUCUUGUUAUCACUAGCUGAAAACUUUUACAAAUCAUUUGCCGUACAAUGUAACUCAUCUCAAGUUACUGUUGACUUAUUUUUAACUUCUUCUGCCUAUCAAGAUGUUGCCACCUUGUCCAACUUACCUCGUUAUACUGCUGGUCAAACACACUUCUAUCCCGCAUGGACUAGUGCUAAAUAUGAAGAUGUUACUAAAUUAUCCAAAGAAGUAAGUGAUCACUUAUCACAAGAUAUUGCCAUGGAAGCAGUUUUAAAAGUCAGAGGAUCUAUUGGAUUUAGUAUGAAUUCAUUUUAUGGAAAUUUCUUUAACAGAUCUUCAGAUUUAUGUUCAUUUCCUACAUUUCCAAGAGAUCAAAGUUAUUGUAUUGAAAUCUCCAUGGACGAAACUAUUACGAAGCCGGUUGUUUUCUUUCAAGCUGCGAUAUUGCAUUCUACAUCUUUUGGUGAAAGAAGAGUUAGAUUAUUCAACUUGGCAAUCCCUAUUUCUAGUAAGUUGAACGAUAUUUAUGCUUCAGCUGAUCAAUUGGCGAUCACGAAUUUUUACACUCAUAAAGCUAUUGAGAAAGCUUUAGCUUCAUCCUUGCCUGAUGCAAGAAACUAUUUGAGCACGAAAGUUGUUGAGUUAUUGAAUGUAUAUAAAAAAGAGUUGGUAGCUGGCAAUGUUUCUGGAGCUUCUCCAUUACAAUUGUCUACAAAUUUAAGAAUGUUACCAUUAUUAUUAUUCUCGUUGACUAAGCAUUUGGGUUUCAGAGCUGAAAGAGUUCCAUCUGACCACAGAGCCUCUGCUCUCAAUGAUCUUGGAACCAUGCCAAUUAACCAAUUGGUGAAAUCUAUUUACCCAACUGUAUAUGCAUUACAUGAUAUGCCUGAUCAAUGUGGAUUACCAGAAAGAUUAAUCGAAUUUAAUGAAGAAACUGGCGAAGAAGAAGAAGUUGUUUCUACAAAUAUUUUAUUACCUGAACCAAUUAAUGCUACUAAAUCUUCAUGGGAAAAUUAUGGUUUGUAUUUAGUAGACAAUUCAAGCGAAUUAUUCUUAUGGAUUUCUGGUAACGUUGUUCCAGGAUUAAUCCAGGAUUUAUUUGGAACAGAUAAUUUAUAUGCUAUUGCCACUGGUAAAACCGAAUUACCAGAAUUCACUAUUGAUGAAUCCGAGUUCAAUUAUAGAGUUCGUCAAAUAAUAGGAAAGAUCAGAGAUCAAAAUGACUCUAUUACAUGGAAGAAUUUAUAUGUCGUUAUUGGAGGAUGUUCCAAUGAACCAAUUGAAAUAUCCCAACAACGUGAUCUUAUGGCUUUAAGAAUGUGGACAUUCAGUUGCUUGGUUGAAGAUAAGAAUGGUAAUGAAGUAUCAUACAGAGAUUUCUUAACUUCAUUAAAAUCCAGAGUUUCACAAUAAACACAAUAA
Scheffersomyces amazonensis is the source of this 2834-nucleotide messenger RNA. RefSeq names its product protein transport protein SEC24. Gene Ontology annotation, cellular component: COPII vesicle coat; endoplasmic reticulum exit site. The record is from RefSeq and is a predicted model, not a curated record. Bases 51 to 2825 code for a protein of 924 amino acids. Gene Ontology annotation, molecular function: zinc ion binding; SNARE binding. The transcript has a single exon. NCBI's taxonomy places the organism in Eukaryota, Fungi, Ascomycota, Pichiomycetes, Serinales, Debaryomycetaceae. Gene Ontology annotation, biological process: endoplasmic reticulum to Golgi vesicle-mediated transport; COPII-coated vesicle cargo loading; intracellular protein transport.